AUGACAAGGGCGAUUAAUCUAAAAUUAUAAGAUAAGUUGAUUCUCAUAGAAAUGGCAAAUGAAGCUACUCUGAGUGAUCUUUACAAAAGAGUAAUAAUUCAAUUUAAGACAUAGAUCAAAGAGCAUCCUCUCACUCCAAAUCCAAAUUAACUGAUUGGACUCAAAACUGUAUCAGGAGCCUUGACUUUAGAUUAUAUUCUCUCAAGACCUGAAGAUAGGAGUUUGUUACAAUUAAAUAAAUUGAAGUAGAAUGAGUGGUUGGUAGGAAUUUAUAAGUAAUAAACAGGAUAGUUAAGUUUGAAAGAUUUUGUAUUUGAAAAAUGCAUAGGAAAAGGAGGAACCUCAGAAGUAUAUUUGAUAAGACAUAAAGGAAAUGCAAGACUGUACGCACUCAAAAUGAUAAAAAAGCAUUACAUUACAGAUUGCAGACGUUUAGAAUAGGUAUUGAGAGAAAAGAAAAUAUUAUCCAAUGUAUUAAAUUAAAGUCCAUUUAUUGUACCAUUGUAUGCAACAUUUGCCACUCGAGAACACUUGUGCUUCUUGAUGGAAUACAGUCCAGGAGGGGAGAUGUUCUUCCACCUCUAAAAUUAUAGAUUUACAGAGGAAGAAGCCAAGAAGUACUUUUGUGAAGUGAUUUGCACAUUGGAAGAGUUACAUAAACAUAAAGUGCUCUAUCGAGAUUUAAAGCCAGAGAAUAUCUUAAUUGAUAUUCGAGGUCACAUUUAAUUGACAGAUUUCGGUCUAUCAAAGUUGGAUUUGAUGAAUGAAGAUGUUACACACAGUUUUUGUGGUUCUCCUGAGUACAUGCCUCCAGAAAUAGUCAGUCGUUAAGGAUAUUCAUACCCAGCAGACUUUUACACCUUGGGUUGUCUCUUACAUGAGUUGUUAUUAGGAUUACCACCACAUUAUUCUUAAAACACUGAAGAGAUCUUUUAGAAGAUAAUUAAUGAGGAGUUGGAGUUACCAGAUGACCUUACAGAAGAAGUAACUGAACUAUUAAUAGAUCUAUUGGAAAAGGAUGUCAAUAAGCGAAUCAAGGACUUCAAAGUGUUGAAAAAGUAUCAAUGGUUAAGUGAUGUGAAUUGGGAAAUUAUCAAAAACAAACAAUUAGAAAUGCCUAUUGAAAUAGAUAUAUAUGAAACUCAUAUUCAUGGAGAAUUCUUAAAGGUGGAUGUUGCUGAAUUUAAUUAAAAAAACGAAACUGGUGAUUUGAAACCUUAAGAUGAUUUGUUCGAGUUCUUUCAUUACAUUAAUCCUAUGUAUUAGGAUUAAUUCUUGUUAGAAUCAAAAUAAUAGAAUGUCAAAAACAGAGCUUCAAGUGAUAUGAUAAUUGAGAAGAAAUAAAAAUUAGGACUAAAUGACAGAUAGUCGAAUGUCAAUCCAACUCAAUUAAAGAAGUGCAAUUCUAUCAAAUAAUCUUUGAAGUCUGCUAGUUCUCCAAGAAUAAGUAAUUAAUUAUUUAGUACUGGCCAUCAUAGUACUCAAAAUUCGCCCAAGAAACAGCUACAACUCAAUUUAUAAGAUAUUGACAACCAAUUAAACAUGAAAACGCCAAAAUAACCCAAAUCCCUAGCUGGAACAACUCCAACAGCUGCAACUUUGGCACUGCUGAGAAAGAGUUUCUAGACUCUAUUGAAGAAGGCUCCAUAAUUAAGGAAUCAAGAUAAUAAUCCCACUUUAAGAACUCUGUUAUCAGAAAGGUCUUUAAUGGAUAGGAAUUAUGUUAAUCAUAUUAAUUAUAAUUAGAUUUAAAAAAUAUUACAAUUAUAACAUAGCAGUCCCACCAAUAGAGAAUUGUCAUAGAGGCCACCUCAAUAAUUGUAAAAAAGAAUUUCAAGCACUUCCACCCAUCUUAAAUCCUAGUUAUCAUAGUUAUCACUCUUUACUUUAUCUUCAUAAAUUACUUAAAGGGGCAGUACCUCACAUAGACCAAAACUCAAAUAAUGA
Paramecium tetraurelia is the source of this 1947-nucleotide messenger RNA. RefSeq lists its product as uncharacterized. NCBI's taxonomy places the organism in Eukaryota, Ciliophora, Oligohymenophorea, Peniculida, Parameciidae. Gene Ontology annotation, molecular function: protein serine/threonine kinase activity; ATP binding. Gene Ontology annotation, biological process: protein phosphorylation. The record is from RefSeq and is a predicted model, not a curated record. The transcript is spliced from 4 exons.